This is a messenger RNA of Jatropha curcas, 1431 nucleotides long. RefSeq names its product 3-ketoacyl-acyl carrier protein synthase III. Gene Ontology annotation, cellular component: chloroplast. NCBI's taxonomy places the organism in Eukaryota, Viridiplantae, Streptophyta, Magnoliopsida, Malpighiales, Euphorbiaceae. Gene Ontology annotation, biological process: fatty acid biosynthetic process. Gene Ontology annotation, molecular function: 3-oxoacyl-[acyl-carrier-protein] synthase activity. The record is from RefSeq and is marked provisional.
AUAGGUUGUUCAUAGUAUAGAUGGCAAAUGCAUCCGGUUUCUUUAGUCCUUCAGUUCCAAGCCUAAGGAGAAAGGUUAAGCCUUCAAUAGAGAUGACUGGAUCUGGGUUUUUCUCUUGCGGAAGAAUAUCCAGAAGGGUAUUCUGCUCCAGCUCCAUUGAAGGUGCAGAGAAGCUUUCCACUUCUCAAUCUCAAAUACCCAGGCUCAUUAGUAAUGGUUGCAAGUUAGUUGGUAGUGGUUCAGCAGUACCUGCUCUUCAGAUUUCAAAUGAUGACCUUGCAAAGGUAGUUGAUACUUCUGAUGAAUGGAUAUCAGUUCGAACUGGGAUUCGCAAUCGACGAGUUCUUACAGGAAAAGAUAGUUUGAUUUCCUUAGCCACUGAGGCAGCAAGAAAAGCUCUUCAGAUGGCAGAGGUUGAACCUGAUGAUGUGGACCUGGUGUUGAUGUGCACAUCUACACCAGAGGAUCUUUUUGGUAGUGCUCCUCAGAUCCCAAAGGCACUUGGCUGCAAAACAAAUCCUUUGGCUUAUGAUAUUACAGCUGCUUGUAGUGGAUUUGUAUUGGGCCUAGUUUCAGCUGCUUGUCACAUUAGGGGAGGUGGGUUUCGAAAUGUACUGGUAAUCGGUGCUGAUGGUCUUUCUCGAUAUGUUGACUGGACGGAUAGAGGAACUUGUAUUCUCUUUGGGGAUGCUGCUGGUGCUGUGCUUGUACAGGCCUGUGACAGUGAGGAUGAUGGUUUAUUUAGUUUUGAUUUGCAUAGUGAUGGUGAUGGCCAGAGACAUUUGAAUGCUGGCAUUACAGAAAGUGAAGUGGAUCAUGCAUUGGGAUCUAAUGGUUCAGUUUUAGGCUUCCCUCCCAGGCGUGCCUCAUAUUCCUGCAUUCAGAUGAACGGAAAAGAGGUCUUCCGCUUUGCUGUUCGAUGUGUCCCACAAUCUAUAGAGUCUGCUCUUGAGAAGGCCGGUCUCACAGGAUCUAGCAUUGAUUGGUUACUGCUCCAUCAGGCAAACCAGAGGAUCCUUGAUGCAGUUGCGACACGAUUAGAAGUUCCACCAGAAAGGGUCAUAUCAAACUUAGCAAAUUAUGGGAACACGAGUGCUGCUUCGAUUCCAUUGGCAUUGGAUGAAGCGGUUCGAAGUGGGAAAGUGAAGGCGGGCCACACUAUUGCAACUGCAGGUUUUGGAGCUGGUCUAACUUGGGGUUCUGCAAUUAUUAGAUGGGGCUGAAGGUUUUCAAUGACUAGUAUAAAAGAAGAAUGAGAAUUACUUUGUAACGUGAAGUCAAACCAUUCUUGCCCUCCCUUUCUUUCUAUAUGUAUUACAGAUAAUCAGAGAUUUCGCUAACGCAAAAUCUCUCAACAGCUCCCUUUUGUUUGCUUGGUUUCUGUUGUCACAUAUAUUUUUGCAGCUUUAAUUAAUUAUUCUUUUUCCUUUU